Molecule: messenger RNA, 2656 nt
Organism: Haliaeetus leucocephalus (bald eagle)
Lineage: Eukaryota; Metazoa; Chordata; Aves; Accipitriformes; Accipitridae
Gene: MGME1
Product: mitochondrial genome maintenance exonuclease 1
Exons: 6
Coding region: 372-1400 (342 amino acids)
Biological process (GO): mitochondrial DNA replication
Cellular component (GO): mitochondrion
Molecular function (GO): single-stranded DNA exodeoxyribonuclease activity
Source: RefSeq, a predicted model, not a curated record
GCCUUGGGUUUCCCCUCUCCGGGGAUUGAUGUUCGUGAGGGAGCUGGGGUUGGCUCGGUGGGCAGCUGCAGCGCGGGGAGGAGAAGGCGGACUGGGGCUGUUCGGCCGCUGAUAGGUUAUUUUAUUUGUGUUCAGCUCACCAGUGUGGCUCAUCAUACAAUACUUGAAGCAGUUCCACCAGUCUUCGAACACAGACCAUUUCAGAGAGAAGGGAGAUGCUUCCCCAGAGAGAAAUAUCAAUUAAAUUCUGCUCUUUAUAUACGAGAGUAGAUCCAGACCACUCCAACUCCGUUUCUUUCUUAUAAACGAGGAAAAUAUGGUAACCUACAGACUGUUCCUAACAGAAGAAAGAAAACUUUAACUGCUCACAAAUGCUUCUUGUCAGAAUGAGAUUCCUACAGCUACUGUCCAGGAAACCGGGGAAACUGGAAAUGCUUUUUCAAAUACCUUUUUGCCAAAAGCAAUUCCCAUAUAUGUGUCUGGCUACCUCUGCGUGUCUCUGUAGUAAGAAGAAAAAAACGAACAGUUAUGAACAAGUUGACCAAGAAAAAUACAAGAACUUGGUCUACUCUGUUACAUCUUACAAAACCAGCGCCCAAACACCAGAGACAAUACUUGAAGAAGACAAUUUGUUAUAUGGGCCACCGGAUAAACAGAGACCUCCAGUUAAAGCUGAAACAAAAACUCCCAAGAACUGCGUUCCUUUAAUAAACCCCAACAAGAGAAUUCCUCUUCUCAACAGUGAUUCAAACCUCCCCAUGAAAAUUGCUUUGCAAAAAACGAAAAUGCCCAGUGUUACCCGUAUUCUUCAACAGACUAUUUCUCCGCAGCAAGCCUUUUAUCUGGAAAGAUGGAAGCAGAAAAUGAUACUGGAGCUUGGAAAAGAUGGUUUUGCAGAGUAUACUAAAAACCUUUUCCUCCAAGGAGAGCUCUUUCAUGCAGCUUUGGAGUCUAUAUUCCUGUCUGAAGAGAUGGCAACUAAGGAGCAGAGAGAAGAUGUUGCUAUUUCCGGCUACUUAUCAAGUGUGCAGCAUGUCUUAAAAGAUAUCAGCGAAGUGAAAGCUCUAGAAAGUGCAGUUCAGCAUGAGACUCUUCAGUAUCUGGGCCUGGUAGACUGCGUGGCUAAGUAUCGAGGCCGGUUGUGUGUGAUUGACUGGAAAACUUCAGAGAAACCAAAGCCAUCUCUGAAGAAUACUUUUGACAACCCAUUACAGGUUGCAGCGUAUAUUGGAGCCAUAAAUCAUGAUGCCAAUUAUGACUUCCAGGUUAGUUGUGGACUCAUUGUGGUUGCCUAUAAGAACGGCUCCCCUGCGCAUCCGCAUUUCAUGGAUCCUGAUCUGUGCUCACAGUACUGGAAUAAGUGGCUUUUGCGCCUUGAAGAGUACAUGGACAAAAACUGACCUGAACUAAGCUAUGCAGAGGCAAGUGGUCUAAGCACAGACCCGAAGCAAGAAUCCUUUGUUUAAUUCUGCCAUUUUAAUACACGUUCUUUUUUGAGUAACUUUGGCUAAUUUCUUAAUAUCAGGGUUGUCCCUGCCCCGCCCUUCCCCCCCCCCCCCAAAAAAAAAAAAAAAAAAAAGCAAGGACGUUUGGAAUGGGGAAUGUGUAUUUACUUAUGUUGUAGGUGACUUAAGUGGACCAGGACAAAGUCAACUUACUUAAUCUCAGUUUUUCCCCACACAGUUUAUACAACCUGAGGUUGAUAGAAAAGUUUCUAUUGUCAAGUUAAACAGUUCAAAUCAAAUCAUCCUUCUUUUGUCAUUUUUGAAAAAAAAAAAUGUUGCAGAACUGAGGCUUUGAAAAUGAAGUUGGUGAACUAAAGCAAAACGACAUCUGCAUUGUCUGAGCUGAAAGAAAUGCAAACAAUAAACAAAUGAAUAUAGUAGGCUGGAUUUCAGUCAGCUUAGUUCUUGCUCAUCUCAAAGGUAUCUAUUAAGAGGCUUGUUACUAUUUGUGGUUUUUCUUACAGCAACAACUGGAAAAACUGCACUAAGAAUUAUAACCAAAGUUCUCAUAAGCACUUAUUUAAAAUAUUAAGGCAAAGUUAUCACUUAAUAGAAGUGGCUUAGGAACAGAGGGACAGAAUUAUAACCAAUACCUUUAGAAAUUUCCAGCAACUGUUCUGAAAGGUAGAAGUUUGACUACUUGUAGUGGCUCCUCCUGCAGGUUUCUUAGCAGGCUGUGCAGCCCACAUAAAGACUGAGAGAGUGUAAACGGGCUUUGUACCUUAGGUUGUGAGGUUCUGUGCAGGCCAAAUCUGCAACUGUCUUGAGUUCUCCUGACUUCGCUGUGGGUCUGAGCUGACGACGAGCCUACCCAUGUGGAAUGAUCUCCAGUGUCAAGUUAUAGCGUUUGCCAGUGCGAGUAAGUUUCUUUAUAAAAGUAGGCUUGUGACUUCGAAGCUGAGCCUUCUGACGAAUGAAGAGCCACUGAUUGUUUUUUGGGGGGUUGGUUUUUUGUGUGGUUUUUUUUUUUUUUUAAAUGAGUUUGUGAAUAAUUGUUCUAAACCAGAAGUUACUUUUGAAGCUUGUUUUGUAAAAUCAAGUCUGUAAGACACAGAAUAAGCCUUGCUGAUGUCAGGCGUUAUUGCUUUGUGUUGCACACCCGGAAAGCUUUUUUUCCUCGUUCUUUGUUUUCUCUGAAUUGUAUGUAUGAG